AUGGACAGUACUCUUAGGCUUCACAAUGAUGCUUCUGGCUAUCUUGAUGAUCCAUUGCCAUAUAGGCGCCUUGUUGGCAGAUUGGUGUAUUUGACGACAACUCGCCCUGAUAUUACUUUUGUAACACAACAGUUGAGCCAAUUCAUGUCAAAACCAACCAAAACUCAUCAUGUUGCAGCUAUGUGUGUUCUUCGUUACCUUAAAGGUUGCCCGGCUAUAGGUCUCUUCUUCCCUAGAAUUUGUCCUACUCAAGUUUCUGGCUUUAGCGACACUGAUUGGGCAACAUGUGGGGACUCAAGACGUUCCAUCACGGGUUAUUGUUUUUUUAUUGGAAGUUCUCUUGUCUCAUGGAAAACUAAGAAACAAACCACUGUGUCCCGAUCAUCCUCCGAGGCUGAAUAUAGAGCCAUCGCUUCAGCUACUUGCGAGUUACAAUGGAUCAUUUAUUUGCUCAAAGAUCUCCAUAUUUCCCUUUCUUAG
Vigna angularis (adzuki bean) is the source of this 480-nucleotide messenger RNA. RefSeq lists its product as uncharacterized. Lineage: Eukaryota; Viridiplantae; Streptophyta; Magnoliopsida; Fabales; Fabaceae. The transcript has a single exon. The record is from RefSeq and is a predicted model, not a curated record. The coding region runs from base 1 to 480 and encodes 159 amino acids.